Messenger RNA from Mycotypha africana, 1567 nucleotides. RefSeq lists its product as uncharacterized. Bases 36 to 1448 code for a protein of 470 amino acids. Gene Ontology annotation, cellular component: nucleus. Gene Ontology annotation, molecular function: protein binding; protein-lysine N-methyltransferase activity. The record is from RefSeq and is a predicted model, not a curated record. Gene Ontology annotation, biological process: peptidyl-lysine monomethylation. The transcript has 8 exons. Lineage: Eukaryota; Fungi; Mucoromycota; Mucoromycetes; Mucorales; Mycotyphaceae.
AAAAAAAAAAAAAAAGCGAUCGAUUACAAACUGCAAUGUCAAAUUUCGACAAUAACGGGCGUGCUUUUCUUGAUUGGUUGAUUAAUAAUGGUGCUUCUAUUAGUGACAGCAUUGCCUUUAAAGAUUACAGCUCUGAGAAUGCUGGACGUGGAGUAGUUGCUACAAAGGAUAUCAAAGACGGCGAUGUUUUGUUUUCCAUUCCUCGCAGUUUAUUAUUAUCUCAACUCACUACCUCUUUGAAGGAAGUCGAUGGUUUGUUGGACGACUUGAAUGGAUUACUUGGUUGGACCCCUCUGAUCAUCUCUUUAAUGUAUGAGAUGAAGAAAGACGAUUCAUUUUGGAAGCCUUAUUUAGAUGUACUUCCUCAAGCAUUCUCUACGCCUAUGUUCUGGACUGAAGAAGAGCUGAAAGAACUAAAUGGAACUGAUGUUAUACCUAAAAUUGGUAGAAGUGAAGCAGAAGAAACAUACAGAGAUGUCGUUGUACCUUUUAUGGAGAAAUAUCCUGCCUUGUUCAACAAAGACAUUCAUACGCUUGAGCUAUUUCAUAUUUGUGGCUCCGUUAUUAUGGCGUACAGUUUUAUUGAUGAGUUGCAAAAAGUCGGUAAAAGUAACAGUAAGCAUGAAGAUGGCGAAAACGUAGAGAAAAAUGGUGACGAGAAGAAUGAAGUGGGUUCUGACGACGAUGAUGAUGAGGAUGACGACGAAGAAGAAGGUCUUAUCACUAUGGUACCAAUGGCGGAUAUGCUAAAUCAUAAAACAGGGUUCAACAAUGCACGUUUGUUUCACGAAACAGACUGCCUACAAAUGAAGGCUAUUAAAUUUAUAAGGAAAGGAGAACAAAUUUACAAUACUUACGGUGAUUUAUGCAAUGCAGAUCUCUUACGAAAAUAUGGGUUUACGGAUGAGAACAACCCUUUUGAUUUGGUUGAAUUGGAUGGCCCCUUAGUCGUUAAGGCAGUUUAUCCGGAUGUAGAAGAUGAGAAAGUUAAAGAAAAAAUUGACUUUCUGAUGGAAGAAGGUGUUUUGGAUGAAUGCUUUGUGAUUGAUACGGAGUAUGAGAUACCGCCAGAGCUCAUUGUUACAGUGCAUGUCUUAAUCGCUACACCUGGCGAUUUCAAAAAAAUGGUAGAAAAAGAAAAGCUUCCCAAACCGAAGCUGACGGAAGAAGUGAAAAAUAUUAUUUUAAGUAUACUUAGAACGAGACUCGAAAGAUAUCCAACAGAUAUAAAGGAUGAUGAAUUGGAGCUCCAAGGCCUUAAAGGAGAGUCCAGCAACAAAAGAAAUGCGCUUAUGGUUCGUAUCGGUGAAAAGAAGAUUCUUUUCACGACGCUCAAAAAUUUGGAAUCAGCAGCUGUCGUCAAUAACAGCAGUGAUAGUAGUAAUAAGAAACGGCCUGCUUCUAAGCAUGAGAACAGCGACAGCAAGACUAAGAAGCAACGGAAAUAAUAUUAUUUCUUUUUUUUUGUUUGUUAAAGGUAUUAGAAACAGCUAAUAAAAAAGAACAAACUGUUAAGUCUAUUGCUUAAAUUGUUAUUGGCUUUAUAUCUAUAAAAAUAUAUUAUUUG